GUGUCUCACUGUUAGUGCACGCAGAGAACGAUGGCUCAAUGCUGCUGGAAAGCAAAAUCCAUCCAGACACAAUCUAUCACAAACAACAGGACACACUGAUUGUAUGGAGCGAAGGAGACAAUUUCGACCUAGCGCUCAGUUUUCAGGAGAAGGCAGGCUGUGACGAAAUAUGGGAGAAAAUUUGUCAGGUACAAGGCAAAGAUCCUUCCGUAGAAAUAACGCAAGAUGUCGUGGAAGAAUCGGAAGACGAACGGUUCGAGGAACUGUCGGAUUCGGCGCCACCUAUCGAACUGCCUCCCUGCGAGUUGUCCCGAUUAGAGGACAUCUCGGAAGUGAUUGCCAAUGGACUGACCUCACAAAUCCGCAAGGACAAACUAGCACAAGCGAUAGAGAGUGAAAACUACAUCAAGAAACUGCUAAAUUUGUUUCACAUGUGCGAGGAUCUUGAAAAUCACGAAGGACUGCAUUAUUUGUACGAGAUUUUCAAGAACAUUUUCCUGUUAAACAAAAACGCUCUAUUUGAGAUUAUGUUUGCCGAAGAUACGAUCUUCGACGUGGUUGGAUGUUUGGAGUAUGAUCCUACGGGGAACCCUCCAAAGCAGCACAGACAGUAUCUUAAACAGUUGGCCAAAUUCCGCGAGGCGAUUCCGAUUCGAAAUUCCGAUCUGCUGGCGAAGAUUCACCAAACCUACCGAGUGCAAUACAUUCAGGAUAUUGUCCUGCCAACGCCUUCGGUGUUCGAGGACAACAUGCUGAACACGCUCUCCUCGUUCAUCUUCUUCAACAAGGUGGAAAUAGUCACCCUGAUCCAGGAAGACGAGAAAUUCCUCGACGAUUUGUUCACCCUGCUAACGGAUCCAAACACUUCGGACGCGAAACGGCGGGACAUUAUCCUGUUUCUGAAGGAGUUUUGCAAUUUCGCUCAGUACUUGCAACCGCAGAGCAAGGAAACGUUCUACAAGACGUUGAUCAGCCUGGGGAUACUGCCGGCGCUGGAGAUUACGCUGGCCAUCAACGACAAGAAAACAAAGGCUGCGUCGAUCGACAUUCUGACGACGAUCGUCGAAUAUUCGCCGUCGAUUGUGCGCGACUACACGCUGCAGCAGUAUAACAACUCGGACACGGAUGAGGAUCAAACGCUUAUCAAUAUCGCCAUCGAGCAGAUGCUGUCGGAUUCGGAACCGGAACUGGGCGGCGCAGUGCAGCUAAUGGGCGUAUUGAGGAUACUGCUGGAUCCGGAGAAUAUGCUGAGCUCGGUGAACAAGUCGGAGAAGUCGGAUUUUUUGAACUUCUUCUACAAGCACAGUAUACAAACGCUGAUAGGUUCUUUCGACCGGUUUGCAGCUCCACUCCUGCUGAACACCCUCUCCGAAAAACCCGCCAACGAGGAGUAUCACACGGUUCAGCUGCUCGGGCUCGUCCUGGAGUUGCUAUCGUUCUGCGUGGAGCACCACACCUACCACAUCAAGAACUGCAUCAUCAACAAAGACCUGCUGAGGCGAAUACUGGUACUGAUGAAGAGCACACACACGUUCCUAGUGCUGGGCGCGCUCCGGUUUCUGCGGAAAAUCAUCGCACUGAAAGACGAGUUUUAUAAUAGGCACAUAGUGAAGAGCAACCUCUUCGCACCGGUGGUGGAUGCCUUCGUGCGGAACAAUGGCCGAUAUAAUCUGCUCGAGUCCGCCAUCCUGGAGCUGUUCGAGUUCAUCAAGAUCGAGGACAUCAAAUCGUUGUAUACGUACUUUGUAGAAAAUUUUGGAAAAAUCUUCGACGAUGUCCAGUAUGUCCAGACGUUCAAAACGCUCAAGAACAAAUACGACCAACAGCAGGACCGACUAAAGGAGAAGGAGAAGGGAAACCUCGACAGCGUACCCUCGAUUCUGAGGAAUAGUAACCGGUACCGAAGGGACCAGAGGCAGCUAGACGAAGAGGAGGAAAUUUGGUUCAACGAGGAGGAAGACUUUGCCGAAACGAACAAGGCCGGAUCGCCGGAACUGGACACUAGCCUAGGUAAAAUCUUCGACAAAAAAUCAUCCCCCGAAUCGUCCCCGUCAGCCACCUCCGUGAACGGCCCCAAGUACAGUAGUAGUAAUAGUAGCAAUACGACCACAUCGCAACAACAGCAGUCGCCACUGUCCUCGUUACAGACGAACUCCACACCACUGAACAACAACAACACUGACAUUAAUAGUAAUAGUACGACAAUAUCCGCCGCGGCAGCAGAAGAAGAAGAAUCGUCCAUCCACCACCAUCCGGCACAGCAGUCACUAUUAGGUAUAACUCUGGUCAAUUCAACGACGGCGACGGCGUCCUCCAUUGCGUCAUCGUCGUCUUCGUCGUCGGAUUCCUCUACCACUGGCGCCCUAGCGGAGGAAGCCCUGCCGGUCGACUCGACAGCGGCAGCACUGUACUCCACCGGUGGUACCAUUGGUCUUGUCUCGCAUGAAUCACCCGCCGCUUCUACGAGUUCGACGACGAGUAUCGACGAGCCGUUGCCUACUUCGACCGUACCACCCGUGGCAGACGAAGACCCUAGCUGUAGCGUUACGGAACAACAGCAACUUCCACAGAAUUCCACAGACAGUGAUAGCGGCGCUGGUAGCAGUUGUAGCAGCACGUCGCCAAUGCCUACUGCUGCUGCUGCAGCGGAAGCCGUUGAAUCUCUCGAUAGCAACAACCUAGAGGCAUCGAAACGGCUAGCGGAUGACGUCAGUCGAGUAAGCGAGGAGCCGACGUCAGCGGCGUCCGAAGCGAGUGAAGAUGUGCGGAAAACCUCGCACAACUGCGUCGGAAAUGAUGCAGCUCUGGAGGGAGCGAGUUCCUCGGUCAACUGCAGUAAUGGUGAUAUCAGUUCUUCGUCUACGACGAUACCCGCGGCGUUGGAUUCGGCGCCGGAUGUUGUGGCACCGACGGAUGAGUCGACCAGUUCCACCGCUGUUGUAAGCAGUCUUAAAAAGCGUCUGGUGGACUACGAGGGUGACUCCGAUGAGGAGGAAGACGACGAUGACAGUGAUAGUCCGGCUGUGAAGAAGGCCAAAGUGGCAUAGCAUCUUAGUUCCCAUCACCACCAUCGGCGGCGGCGUCGUCGUCUUCGGGCCCAUUGCCAUCGUCAACCGCAGGAACAACCCCAACUGCUGUCGUUCCCCCAUCAGAACCAUUUUCAGAACCACCACCAACAACAAUAUCAUCACGACGAAUCUCGUUGCGAACUGCUGGCCUCCGAUGUUGACCCGAGUGUUGGUCCAACGGAGGAGGGCAACAGCGACGAGGACCAGGAUAUGUCAACGAUGUUAUCAGUCUCGCUAGCUGCUACUACACAACCACAACCAGCAACUGAAACAACAAAUUAUGCAUAAUUCUUAUAAAUACAUGUGUAACUAGAGAUAACAAUUUGCUAAUUUAACGACAACCGAGAAAAGAGGGGAAGAUAGUUCGAAAAAGAAGAAAAUCAACAAAAAGAUAUCCAAAAAUCAAGUUCUUUGCGAAAGCGAAGAGGAAGAAGCAGGAGUAGAUGAGUCUUUCGGGGCAAGUGGAUAGGAACGAUAACCAUUUUAAUUAUUAUAUUGAAUAAUAAUUGAAGCUGUAAUUUAAUGAGAAAAAAAAAUAAAAGGAAAAACUGAAUAAGUAUAAGUCUUAAUGCUAUAACUACUAAACAAAAAAAAAUCAUAUUACUACAACAACUGCUAUUAGGAGGUGAGAUCUAGUGUCAAACUUUUCCGAGGGCCGCAGAUAGAAACACAAAUAGGAAAAAAAAAACAGUUUCAGUGUGUUACUACUCUACUGUAUGUGAGAAAGUGGAAAGAUGCUAAUUGGAAAGUAUAAAAUUUGUAAAACAAUAUUAUUGUUUUGAAAAAAUGAACCGAAAAAAACUACCCAAAAAACAGGAAAAGCUUAUUUUUAAUUCGAAAAAUAAACACAAAAAUGAAACUGACCGGACACUGUUCAGAUGGUGUGAAGACCGAAAAGCUGCUAAACUAAGGCAUAGGAUCAACCAACAGUUUAUCUACACUUGACAAACUGAUAUUUUGUGCGAACAAAACCCACAAAGCACCUGAAGCGACGAUGAAUUUGCACACUGCGCUCUGUUCGAAGGAGAGAGAAAGCCGCAGAGCGAGAGUGGCAAGUUGGGCGCGUUCUAGGGAACUAAAAUUGGACAUAUUAAAAUAAACUAAAACGAAUGAAAAAAAAAUCAAUAAAAAGUGUAAUUGAAAGUGACGUUAAGAAAAAUGGAUAAAAAAGAAAACAUGUUAUAAAUUUAUUGAAAAAUUAAAAACGAAACAGAAAAACAAGUGGCGGAAGCUGUGUGGAAACUAUAGAACGUAAGAACACAACAAGACAAGGCAAGCGAAAGUGAGAACGUGGGUCAGCUGGAAUGCUCUGUGUUCCCUAUCCCUGCUUUGUUUGUGAGGAGAAAAUCCUUCUGUUCGCCGCCGUUGGUGUGAAUGUGCUCGGAUUCCCGGUUUUCCUCUGUACAUCGGUCAUAGUUUGAUUGGUCUUUGUAAACUAAAUUUUGCGCUGAAUCAUCCAGAGCGGUUGGCAGGAUCAUCUCAGAAUGGAUUCCAAGAAACGCGGUUUUUAUAGAAACAAGUUUAAAUCUUUUUUGGGUUUUAUUGAGUAACACUACUUCACGAAGACACAAUGCCGUUUGAUAUCAUUUAUUUUUGGCAUAAAAUUAUUGUCCAUCUUAUCAGUUCAUCCUUCGCGUUAUAUCCAAAGUAAUGCCAAAUGGAAUACUAUCUACAGAAGUAGCUCGGAAUCUUGAAGCUUACCUCAUUUGUGAGAAGGUACUGCCAACCCCAAAGACGAACCCAAAAGAGGUGGACCUCAUCCUGGAAGGUCUUUUAUUUUGUCAGGCUGUAUGUUCCGAGAGGAUGACAGGAAAAACAAAUCGGAAUGAUUCUUCUUUUUGUUAUUCUCUCUGGUAUGACCUCGAAUGAAAUUCGGACGAUAAAACUUUUGAAUGGCAUCUCUCAACUAAUCAAGGGAUGCUCUCCAAGACUUUUUAUCGACAUGGAAACUCUUGUUUUAAUUGUAAAUAGUAGUUACUUAACUGUAAUUAGUGUAAUAAGUAAAAUUUUCGUGUAGAAAAAUAAAACAGUGUACAGUCAACACACGCUGACAAUAUGCAUCAUCAAACUUGGGUUGAAACGGCAUGACCUCCUUCGCCAUAAUGUUGUUGUGAAUAAUGUCAUAUGGCGUAACGUUCGUUUGACAUACUAAACGAUUAUUAUGGUUAAUGGGUGUUAUGCCACACGGUAUAAGGCCGUUUUAAAAGCAUAAACGGCAGCUUGAGAUGGCCAUGAGUUUAUACCAUAUGUACUUCCCCUAUCGAUCCGUUUUCUUUCUCUUCUGAGAAGCUUAUCAACAUCGUUUGAUGAACAUUGAAAUUUUAACAUUUCACAUAUUUAUUAUAAUUUUCGUCACAAAUCCUUGGAAAAAUAAAAGAUCUUUCUGUGAUGGUUGCAUUUCUCAAUCAAAUCAACAGAUUAGUUUUGUUCUAUCACCGCGUCUCGGAUUGCAGCAUUUUUCUGUGAAUCAACAAUCUCUCAAGACGAAAGUCACUCAUCCACUGUUCAAUGGAAUUCAUCCGUCAGGCUCUUUGUGAAAGACUCGAAGCGAGGGAAUCAUGAAACUAAAACAGUCACAGCAGAGACACAUAAACACAUUUCUAUCCUGGAAAACGAGCAUUGUGGACGAAUUAGAGGGAUUUAGGGAAAAAUUAAAACUUUUUACACAUACACACAGAUGAUGAAAAAAGUGUACGAAGGAAAAUAAUAUACAAAAAUCUAAAAAAAAUCCAAUGUUGGUUUGA
This is a messenger RNA of Aedes albopictus (Asian tiger mosquito), 5812 nucleotides long. RefSeq names its product serine/threonine-protein phosphatase 4 regulatory subunit 3 (gene flfl). Gene Ontology annotation, cellular component: protein phosphatase 4 complex; nucleoplasm. The record is from RefSeq and is a predicted model, not a curated record. NCBI's taxonomy places the organism in Eukaryota, Metazoa, Arthropoda, Insecta, Diptera, Culicidae. Gene Ontology annotation, biological process: DNA damage response; protein dephosphorylation. Gene Ontology annotation, molecular function: protein phosphatase activator activity.